GCGGGUGUGUUUUCUUUCGGGCCCCGGAAUUGCAUCUGGGAACCGUGGAUGGGACCUGGGGAAACGGGGAAACCGAAAACUAUAAGUAUAGUCGUUUCUCAGCUUCUUUUCUCAGCUUAUGUUCUGGCAGAGUCAUUGAUUGGAGCUAGCCUUGCUUAUAUUUUCAUUGCCAACUCUUGGCUUUCUUCCUCCUUACCUUUCACUUCCUCUUCCUUUUUACCUCCCCUUCACCUUAUUGUCCUUCUGGCGUGAGGAUGGAUGAAAAGCAAUUAGAAGCCAAGGAUAUCGACAAGGAAUCCCUGGACGGUUUCGCCCAUCAUGCCGAGAACACAGUGGCUGACCAGGAACCAUACGGGCCACCAGGUCUGCGCGGCCUGGUAGCCAACCCAUUCGUGUUCCUCUGCGCAGCAUGUUCCACGCUAGGAGGUCUCGUGUUCGGUUACGACCAGGGUGUGGUGUCCGUUAUUCUGGUGAUGGAUCAAUUUCAGGAACAGUUCCCGCAGGUGGCCCCUGGGGCUCCUGGAGGUGGAUUCUGGAAAGGUUUGAUGACAGCAAUGAUUGAGUUGGGUGCUUUGGUCGGUGCGCUGAAUCAGGGUUGGAUCGCGGACAAGAUUUCUCGACGGUAUUCGAUUGUGGUUGCUGUUGUUGUGUUUACCAUUGGGUCGGUUCUGCAGACUGCUGCGAUGAAUUAUGCCAUGUUGACUGUUGCGCGAACGAUUGGUGGUAUCGGUAUUGGCAUGCUUUCCAUGGUUGCUCCGCUUUACAUUUCUGAAAUCAGUCCUCCCGAAUGCCGUGGUACGCUGCUGGUGAUGGAAGAAUUUUGCAUCGUGUUGGGAAUCGUCAUCGCAUACUGGAUCACAUACGGCACACGAUUUAUGGCAGGCGAAUGGUCCUGGAGACUCCCUUUCCUGCUGCAGAUGGUCCCCGGAUUCAUCCUGGUCGCGGGUGUGGCCCUCUUGCCGUUCUCGCCCAGAUGGCUCGCUUCCAAGGAACGAAACGACGAAACAUUGCAGAGCCUUGCGAAGCUGCGACGACUACCACCGUCGGACAAGCGGGUGCGACAGGAAUUCUUGGAUAUCCAGGCGGAGGUUCGUUUCCACAAGGAAAUGAGCGCAGAGAAACAUCCCGGCCUUCAGGGUGGUGGGCUCAGAAAAGAAUUCUUCUUGGAAAUGGCGUCUUGGGCGGAUUGCUUUGGCAAGGGGUGCUGGCGCAGAACGCAUAUUGGUGUUGGAAUCAUGUUCUUUCAGCAGUUCAUCGGUGUCAACGCUUUAAUCUACUACUCACCAACCUUAUUCGAAACCAUGGGCCUAGACACAGACAUGCAGCUCCUAAUGUCCGGUAUCCUCAACGUCACGCAACUCGUGGGUGUAACCACCUCAAUCUGGAGCAUGGAUACACUGGGUCGUCGAUGGCUACUCCUAAGCGGCGCCGCGGUCAUGACAGUGUGCCAUAUUAUCAUCGCAGUCCUGGUUGGAAUGUACUCUGACAACUGGCCCGCCCACACAGCCGAGGGCUGGGCCAGUGUGGCUUUGCUGCUUUUGUACAUGCUCGCGUUUGGGGCUUCUUGGGGACCAGUACCAUGGGCGAUGCCAUCUGAGAUCUUCCCGUCGUCGCUCCGUGCCAAGGGUGUAUCCCUUUCGACAGUGUCGAACUGGCUCAACAAUUUUAUCAUCGGCCUCAUUACACCCCCAUUAGUCCAAAACACCGGCUUCGGCGCAUAUACCUUCUUUGCCGUAUUCUGCCUCCUCGCCUUUGCCUGGACAUUCUUCUUCGUCCCCGAGACCAAGGGUCGCUCGCUGGAACAAAUGGACCACGUCUUCAAGGACAACUCGAGCGCCGCAGAACAAGACCGCCGCCGGGCCAUCGAAACCGAAUUGCUCCGAGCGGAGGCCCAUUAUCUGGAGCCGUAGGGCAAUGGCAAUCUCGCGAAAAUCAAUCGAGGUCCAUGCGAUCGCUGGAAAACAUGGAACCUUGUCUAAGAACUAGUAUCUCGGGGAAGAAUCCGGUGCGGAGUGCUCCGUAUCCACUGUACCGGUGGAAUCUCGCGCACCGGCCCUGCAUUUUUACCAUUCUCUUGUGUAUAUAAUACCAUGACUUUUUAUGAUUAUUGUGCCAUGAACAAAAAUGGUUAUAACGAACCGAUUACGAAAAGAAAAGAAAAAAAAAAAAAAAAA
Aspergillus glaucus CBS 516.65 is the source of this 2174-nucleotide messenger RNA. Its product is annotated as sugar porter family MFS transporter. Gene Ontology annotation, biological process: transmembrane transport; carbohydrate transport. Bases 255 to 1910 code for a protein of 551 amino acids. Gene Ontology annotation, molecular function: carbohydrate:proton symporter activity. NCBI's taxonomy places the organism in Eukaryota, Fungi, Ascomycota, Eurotiomycetes, Eurotiales, Aspergillaceae. The transcript has 5 exons. The record is from RefSeq and is a predicted model, not a curated record. Gene Ontology annotation, cellular component: membrane.